Messenger RNA from Megalobrama amblycephala (Wuchang bream), 4986 nucleotides. RefSeq names its product protein FAM171A2. The record is from RefSeq and is a predicted model, not a curated record. NCBI's taxonomy places the organism in Eukaryota, Metazoa, Chordata, Actinopteri, Cypriniformes, Xenocyprididae.
CACUGACAAUGAGAGGCAGCAGCAGCGCAGCAUCCCGCAUCACACAGAAGGAUGCUGGCAACCAUGUCUGAAAAAACACACACAAAUGGCUGACGAGGUGGAAACAGCGAUGUAGCUUUGAAGAUGCAAUCCUUUUUGGUCUCUCGUUUUCUCUUCUUUCUCUUUUUGUCCAGUUUUAAAGGGACAGCUGGCAAAUCUAUCCCUGAAAGGGAAGCUCUCGAGGUGCAGGUGAGGGUCCAGGUGUUUGACGGCGGUGAUCUUUCACCCCUGCCCAAUGCUGCUAUUACUGUUCAUGGGAACCAGAGUGUGUUGGCACAAAGCAAAGCAGGCAGUGAUGGCGUGCAGGUAGUCAGCUUCCUGUACCGCACAGGAACAUGGGUAAUCAUUACAGCAUCUCAGAGAGAUUACCUCACCAGCUCAGUGCCAUGGCACGCCAGCCGUUUACCCUUAUAUGCCUCUGUCAGUCUUUACCUGAUGGCCCAGAAGCCGGGCACACUGAUCCUAUAUGAUGAUGUCAUCCAGGUCUUUCAUGGCUCCCCAAGUGGGCGGAGCCAACCAUGGCUGCAAGUUCCAAGGCGGAGCCUACAGUUUAACUCCUCCUACACAGAACUGACCGCAGUAUUAACAACAGCCAGAGAGCAGAAUGAAAUCAACUCAUUCCCUUACCCACUCGCCCUGGAACCAAACAACACAGGAGGAGAGAACGGCUGGACGGACCUGACAACGAUAGCAGCGGUCAGCGCACAACUGUUUGACCGCGAGGGUCGAGCGGUUGAGGUCACCGAGCCCGUUCACAUCUCCGUACCUCUGCCUUCUGAUACUCGCAUAAGAUCUGCCACCAGCAUACCGGUAUGGAUGUACGACACCAAGACAGGACUAUGGGUACGAAACGGAACAGGAUUUAUCACUCGAGAGGGAUCACAGCUAACGUGGGACUUCACUGCCUCCCAGCUUGGCUACUGGAUCGCAGCCUUCCGUUCUUCAGCAGGCUCAGGGUUGUCUCACCCAGGCCUGAGGGACAUCACAGCCUACCACACCUUCUUCCUGCUGUCCAUCCUGGGAUCUCUGGCUCUGCUGGUAUUAGUCUUACUCUGUGUCCUACUCUACUACUGCAGACGAAGGUGUCUGAAGCCCCGACGGCAGCAGAAACAGGUUCAAGCUCCAUCUGCUUUGAACGGAUCCAAGCGGGACCAAGGCACCUCCAUGUCCCACUUGAACCUCAUCUGUGGCGGCCAUGCCGAAUCCGCUGCCUCCAACGGCAACUUGGACGCCAACAAAUCCGAGGGAUCCCCAUCCCAUGCCUUCAAGAGUGCUCGGGAGGAGUUUACCAGACACAUUCCUGCCCACAAGCUUAGGCAUUCCUCAAAGACCAAGCAAUCCAAAGGUGCCCAAAGAAAUGCUGAAAGCUUCCCAAUGAAAGUGCAUCGAUCCACAGAUACAAGCAAUCUGGACAGCAAUCUUCUACAUGAGGACUACGGACGCAACUACAGCCCUGACGAGAAGGAUCGCGACUAUCGCCGGAGGCAUGUCGUCAAUGAUAACCGUGGCUACACGUCUGAUCCGCCUUCUCCACCAAUUGUUGACAAGCCUCCGGAGUACUCGCAGGUUUUGCAAGGGCCCGAUCACCUCGCUCGUCCAACGUCACUCAAUACGCAACCAGGUCAGAUUAUAUUCUGCAGCUCAUUGGAUCAGAUGAAGGAGAACAUGUACCGUAGUAUGGUACCAACUCUUGUGAUCCCAGCCCACUACAUGAGGCUGUCGUCAGAGUUUGGUGCCACAGAUCAGGGAAAGAUGGAGCGAACCAGGCAGACAGAGAUGGACAAGAGUUCACAGGGUGCCAGCAGCGGGAUUCAAGGCCAAAACCACCAAGGCCAGACCCCUGGUUCAGGCCAUUCAGAAGCCCAAGAAGGUGCAUCUCCAGCAGGCUCAGAUGAGAGUGUUUGGCCCCCCGGCGGUGGAACACCGGCACCGGUUCACAUCCCUGUUUUGUUCAAUGACUCCACCAUUUCGCAGAUGAAUGGGGAGCUUCAAGCACUCACAGAGAAGAAGCUUCUGGAACUGGGGGUGAAGCAGCACCCUCGUGCCUGGUUCAUAUCACUUGACGGGCGUGCCAACGCUCACGUACGCCACUCCUACAUAGAUGUUGGUGCUGAUCAUGGCCACAGUGGAACACAUAGCGGCAACCAUAGCGCCCAAAGCACAUUGAGCGCCCCUGCCGGGAGCAGUAAAGACCGAAAUGUAGAUACAAGUCUCCACGAAACCCAACAUGAGCGCAAAUCCGCAUCCGGUCGCAAGACCAAAGAGGAACACCACGGAAGCGGUCGCAAGGGCCAUGGGGGAAGCAGCUCCAGCGGUACAAGUGGUGGGAAACACUACUCCAAACCUACCUACCAUGACCCUCUCGACCUGAGUGGAGGAGUGAGCCGCAUGGGGGCCAGUUCGCCACUGGAAAACCCAUUGACCCCUCUUUUGGAUGACGGUCCCGAGGAACCAAGGGGGUCUUCAAUGCCAAGAAGGGGACGUAGCAGGGGUAACAGCUCACGUAGUAGCAACAGCGAAACGCAGCGUGACUCUGUCACCAGCCCGGAAGAUGACAACGACCUCGAUGACAAGGAUGAGAACAAGAAAAGUCCCUGGCAGCGUAUUGAAGAGCGCCCCCUUAUGGUGUUUCAUGCCAAGAAAUAGAGUGAGAAAAUCAAUCCCAGCAGCUGCCUUUACCAAUUAGAUGAACUAGAUGUUCAAAUUGAUAACGACUUUGAAAGUUUUACAAAUGUCACCCAAAAAUGUUCACAGACUGACUAUUUGUGUCUUGAUAAUUUGACAGACGUUUCCAAAAAAAGAAUAAGGGCGAGUGCAUUCAAAUAAAGCACAACACACAAAGAGGAAGACUUUGUCUUACAGUCUGCGGUCUGAUAUUUCCAAACCAAUCAGACUCUAACAAACUAUUGCAUCCAAAAGUACCCAAGUACCUUUUCACUCUCAAUGAUUUGGUGGUAAAUAACUUUUUGAAUGGAUGGAUUUUAGCUUGAGUCUUCGAUAUGUUGGAUCAAGAACUUGAUGUCUCCCGAACUUCAUGUUAAACUUUAGAGACCUGUUUCCUUAUGUUCUAAUGCAGUAUAUUUCUUGGUAUCCCUUCCCAACUCGCUCGUUCUUCUACCUUCAAACUCAUAAUUUUGAUGUCAGUUCCUCAUUCAAUCUUCCAUACAUUUCAUACAUGUUAUGUGAAUCUCUAAACUGAAAUUUACAGUUCAGAUUUCAAACAUUCCAGAUUUUUUACUGCUAGUCCUUAAUAUCUUACAUAGAUUGAGGAAAAUUAAAUUAAGAAGGCUUUAUGUUCACAUUUAUGUGUGAUGUGAUGUUAUAGCAAUUUCUGUAAGUCAUUACACAAUGCAUUUUGAUUUAUUGUAAUAUAAAAUCCUUAUAAUCCACAUUUUUCACUCCAAUACACCUAGUUUUUGAGAAUGUGAUAUACCUAAACCUAGCACAUGUUGUGUUAAAGUACAGAUUUAUAUAGGAAAAGCUGAUUCCAAAUUAGGUUUUUUCAAUGGGACCCUGUUCUCACUUAUAAUAAAAAAGCAUUGACUGUGAAACAGUAGAUAUGAAUGUAUAUUCCCCACAAUUAGCAUUUUCAGUCGGCCUUUAAUUCAUUUAAAAGAGAGCCGUUAGCAUUUUGUGUAUAUGUAUGAUAGCCUAUAUGUGCAUGAGAUAACUAGUGUAGGACAACAGAUUUUUUAUGCCUACAAAUUAAAAUAGACACUAUUCAAGCAUGAAGGUGGUUAUUAGAUGCAUCUGAUAUUGAUGCCUAAAGGGAAUAAAUUUGCCAAAAUUUCAAAUGCCAGUUUGAAUUAUUAUAUACCAGUUUACAGGCCAAAUCUUUUCCAGUGCUGUUAGUAUUCACACUGUCUGUAACUUGCAUUGACUGUGAAAAAAGUCUGAUCAUUUUAAUAAGCCAUUCAGAUAUUAAAAGCUAGUAAUUUAUGACACUUUUCAAUUUGUUACUUUUCUAUUUUUUAAAAGAUUUUUUUAUUAUUUGACUCGUGUUAACCAUCAUCAAAACAAGCACAAGACUUGUGUCAUUUUAAUGCAACAUUUUAUGAAUAAUUAAGGCAGAUUUACAGGGUACCGUAUGGAGCAUGACGGCCGAGACACUCGAGAGCUAUUUGAUGACUAUCAAACAUGAUACAAAGAGACUUUUACUAAAAUAGCUCUGCUCAUGCUGAUCUGGUGCCAAUCACAUGUAGACUGGUGAUUAAUGCUGUCUCUUGAGAUGACUGUCAACUUACAACAAAUGACAGGACUGUUGCAACAUGUGUCAAUUGUUUUGCAACCCUUCCUUACUUCCUUAUAAUGAAUUUGACUGGAAUUGAGUUUAAGUACUGGAUUAUCCAUCACAAAGUUGGUGAUUAAGAGUGAGACUCAUCUAUAGCGUAAGCUGUGGUUGUGGAAUUCUACAGAGGAUUUUAGUAAGAUUUAUAUUAUAUACUAUAUGCUGAAACCCCUAAUCCUUACACAGUCUCAAAAUGUAUACAAUUCACCCACAGUUUCACUGAUUUUAGAUUUGCACACUCUUUUUAGCACGAGUUUCACUCAAACCUAUAAGAAACUGAACUCAAAAGCCAUUCUCUUCCUCCGUCUGUUCAGAUUUUGUUGGUAAUUUACGCAGGAAAUCUCGAUAUGCCUUUGUCAAUGUACAUUUAUCACGUGAUGUGGUGCUCUAAAAUACAUUUCCCUCUGUACUGUAUAAAUAUUUCUCUCUUUGACUGAAUAUGACGAAUAUGAUGAUAUUAUGAUGUUGUUUCCAUUGUGCACAACAAGCUUUGCGUAAUUGUUCUAAAAUCAUGUCAGAUGGAACUUUUGCAAUUUUAUAAUUUGUUCAUAAUAUCCUAGAAAAAUCACAUGUGAAAUGGACUGUUUCACUUCUGACGUGUCCGAAAGUCAUGUGUUAAAAAAUAAAGAAAUUCCAUUUCUUGUGGGUUUUUCCCUUCA